UCUGACCCUGGCACCAUGUCCUGGCUGCUGCUGUGUCCACUGGUGCUGGGGCUAAGCCUGGCAGAGGGCACCCAGACCCCUAGCAUCUAUGAUGAUGGAGAGAGUACCGGGGGAGGUCAUGAAGGCACUGUGAGUCCCACAGCUGGACUCAAGGAGUCGAAGUCCCCAGUCCAGCUUCACCCACGAGGCUUCCCAGGCAAGUUCUGUGCCAAUGACAGUGACACAUUGGAGCUCCCUGCCAGCUCUCAAGCGCUGCUGCUGGGGUGGGUACCCACGAGGCUGGUGCCUGCCCUCUAUGGGCUGGUGGUGGCUGUGGGGCUGCCGGCUAAUGGACUGGCGCUAUGGGUGCUGGCCACACGGGUACCCCGCCUGCCAUCUACUGUUCUGCUUAUGAACCUUGCAGUUGCGGACCUGCUACUGGCCCUGGUGCUGCCACCACGUCUGGCCUAUCACCUGCGUGGCCAGCACUGGCCCUUUGGGGAGGCUGCCUGCCGAAUGGCCACAGCUGCCCUCUAUGGCCACAUGUACGGCUCAGUGUUGCUGCUGGCUGCAGUCAGCCUGGACCGGUACCUGGCCCUGGUGCAUCCUCUGCGAGCUCGUGUGCUGCGUGGCCGGCGCCUGACCAUGGGGCUCUGUUCAGUGGCCUGGCUCUCAGCAGCCACCCUGGCCCUGCCUCUCACUUUGCAGCGGCAGACUUUCCAACUGGCUGGCUCUGAUCGAAUGCUGUGCCAUGAUGCAUUGCCUCUGGCUGAGCAGACCUCCCACUGGCGACCUGCCUUCACCUGCCUGGCUGUCCUGGGCUGCUUCCUGCCACUGCUGGUCAUGGGACUGUGCUAUGGAGCCACCCUGCAUGCACUGGCAGCCAGUGGCCAGCGCUACAGCCAUGCACUCAGACUGACAGCCCUGGUGCUGACCUCAGCUGUGGCCUCUUUCACACCCAGCAAUGUGCUGCUGGUGAUGCACUAUUCGAACCCGAGCCCCGAGGCCUGGGGCGACCUCUAUGGAGCCUAUGUGCCUAGCCUGGCACUCAGCACCCUCAACAGCUGUGUGGACCCUUUUAUCUACUACUAUGUAUCCCACGAGUUCAGGGACAAGGUACGGGCCAUAUUGUGUCGCCAGCCAGACAUGAACAGCUCCUCCCAGGCUUCCAGGGAGGUGGGAAGCCGAGGGACUGCCAUUUGCUCCUCUACACUUCUGUGACAGGUAUCUGAGGUGGGAAGGGGCACUCAGAGCAGACUGGACCUUUCCUUAAAUACA
This is a messenger RNA of Phodopus roborovskii (desert hamster), 1257 nucleotides long. It is a transcript of the gene F2rl3, whose product is annotated as F2R like thrombin or trypsin receptor 3. Gene Ontology annotation, biological process: blood coagulation; thrombin-activated receptor signaling pathway; positive regulation of Rho protein signal transduction. NCBI's taxonomy places the organism in Eukaryota, Metazoa, Chordata, Mammalia, Rodentia, Cricetidae. The transcript is spliced from 2 exons. Gene Ontology annotation, molecular function: thrombin-activated receptor activity. Bases 16 to 1200 code for a protein of 394 amino acids. Gene Ontology annotation, cellular component: membrane. The record is from RefSeq and is a predicted model, not a curated record.